GGCACCCCCUGCUCUCGCCAGCCUUUCCCGCUCCUCCGGUGCUCCCGCUCCCACGUCAGCAUGACGUGAUGCCCUUCGCUGGCGGCGGAGCCGUGUCCCUCCUCCCUGGGGGUGGAUCGGCCCUUUUAAAGCCCCGCAACAUGCGGCCCGGCGCUGCUCGCAAAUGUGCGUGCAAGCGGGUGUGUGCGGGGCUGCCCCGGCCCGAAGCGUCGCCAACAUCGCGGCUCAGCAAGCGCCUGUGUCGGGAAGACGGAGUCUCCCCUGCCCUAGGCCUUUUAUGCAGCUGGAUUUUGGUCCUUGUCCUGGCUGCGAGCUGACUGCCACUACCAAAUCCUACACCUUUCAGGUGGAUAAGGAAGAUGACUCUGACCACAUUUUGGCUUUGUCUAUGGUCUGCCUCACAGAUGGUGCCAAGGACGAGUGCAAUGUGGUGGAGGUGGUUGGACGAAACCAUGAGAACCAGGAGAUCGCUGUGCCUGUGGCAAAUCUGAGGUUAUCGUGCCAGCCCUUGCUGAGUCUGGACAACUUCAAACUGCAGCCUCCAGUGACCUUCCGCCUGGCAGCAGGCUCUGGCCCAGUACACCUUGCCGGCUGGCACCAGAUCAUGCACAGGGAAGAUGCUUCCUUUGAGGAGGAUGAUGAUUUGUCUGAGGAAGAGGAAGAGGAGCUUCCUCCUAUCAUGCCAGCCAAGAAGUAGAGGAAGAAGCAGUAACUUCUGUCCAGGCAAGGUACUCACUGGGACUUCUCUCCCUGGACAGCUUUUACCUCGAACACCUCUUGCCAGGACCUCAACGUUUGCUGCUUUAUGUUUAUUUUUUUUUUUUUUUCUGUUGUAAGUUUUCGGGGAGCAGGGGCUGCUCCAAGCACUGUGGUGUCUCCUUUCCCACAGUCCUGGGAGUUUGAUCCCAAAACUGGAUGGAUGCUGCUGGUAUAUCCCCUCUCCCCCAUCCCUCUGCUGAGAGUCAGGGAUGGAGGAGGUGAUCCUUGCCCUGUGCAUUUUUUUGUCCUGGACCUCUGCUCUGUGCACAGCUGGGACAGGCACUUUCACCAAUUCUAGUGUGUUUCGGUUUGUUUUGUUUCUUUAGUCACAAUUUGAUCAUUUUUAUACACAGCUUCUAAGUGUGAAACUGGGGCCCAGGCAGGGUCCUCCACUGCAGUUACAGUGGGGUGGGAGCUCACAGCCUAUCUGUGAUUUGGGAGGAGGUUCUGGGUCACUCUUUGUAAAGAACUUUGUAAAGAAGUUUUUACACUCUGAAUAAAAGUUUCUCAGCCA
This is a messenger RNA of Apus apus (common swift), 1273 nucleotides long. It is a transcript of the gene NPM3, whose product is annotated as nucleophosmin/nucleoplasmin 3. Gene Ontology annotation, cellular component: nucleoplasm; cytoplasm; nucleolus. Gene Ontology annotation, biological process: chromatin remodeling. The transcript is spliced from 6 exons. Bases 164 to 697 code for a protein of 177 amino acids. Lineage: Eukaryota; Metazoa; Chordata; Aves; Apodiformes; Apodidae. The record is from RefSeq and is a predicted model, not a curated record. Gene Ontology annotation, molecular function: chromatin binding; RNA binding; histone binding.